Molecule: messenger RNA, 1029 nt
Organism: Necator americanus (New World hookworm)
Lineage: Eukaryota; Metazoa; Nematoda; Chromadorea; Rhabditida; Ancylostomatidae
Exons: 10
Coding region: 1-1029 (342 amino acids)
Biological process (GO): post-translational protein targeting to endoplasmic reticulum membrane
Cellular component (GO): membrane; TRC complex
Molecular function (GO): protein binding; molecular adaptor activity
Source: RefSeq, a predicted model, not a curated record
AUGGCGGAAGAAUCGGCUCCGACAACGACAACCACAGUGGCUUCUAGCGACGAGAAGAAUUUUGUCGUUUCUUUCAUCCAGUUCAUUAGACAUAAAGUUUCGGCGAAUCAAUGUACAGAAGAUCAAGUCGAGGCGUUAGAAGUAGCUGUACAAUGUAUGGAGUCAGCAUUUGGUCUCACUGACGCAAAUUAUGCCUUCCAGCCCUCGAAGCCCCUUCUAGAUGUAUUCAUUGCUGCAGAAGGACUUCCCUCUGGCGAAGACAAACUACCAGAACCAACAGAAGCUGAAAUUGCCGAGGCUAACAAGCUGAAAGAAGAGGGUAACGACCUCAUGAAAGCGUCCCAAUUUGAUGCCGCCGUAAAUAAAUACAAUGAAGCCAUCAAACUGAACAGAGAUCCUGUUUAUUUCUGUAACAGGGCUGCUGCUUACUGCCGUCUGGAACAGUAUGAUCUCGCGAUCCAAGAUUGCCGAACAGCUCUCGCUCUCGAUCCUAAAUAUAGCAAAGCCUAUGGACGGAUGGGACUUGCCCUAUCAUGUCAAAACCGUUACGAGCAAGCUGUCGAAGCCUACAAAAAGGCGCUUGAGCUUGAUCCAAACCAGGAAAGCUUCAAAAACAAUUUGAAAAUUGCUGAGGAGAAAGUUAAGGAGCUGGAAGCGGCGGCACAAGCGAGUGGAGUACCACCAAAUCCUUUCGCUGCUAUGUUCGGACCUGGUGGUGCUGGUGGUGCUGGUGGAGCAGGAUUACCGCCUGGUGUGGACCUCGCUUCACUCUUCAACAAUCCACAAAUGCUGAAUAUGGCUCAGACUUUAAUGAACGACCCCAACAUCCAGAACAUGAUGGGCCAACUUAUGUCAGGUGGCGCUGGAUUCGGAAAUAUUUUCCAAGCUGGCCAACAGCUCGCCCAACAAAUGCAGCAGACGAACCCAGAGUUUGUUGAACAACUCAGACGACAAUUCGAAGGUCAUGGCCGAAAUAAUGAGAACGAAGAAGGUGGCGAGAACAACCAGCCGGAUCAAAACCAACAAUGA